Molecule: messenger RNA, 555 nt
Organism: Dermacentor andersoni
Lineage: Eukaryota; Metazoa; Arthropoda; Arachnida; Ixodida; Ixodidae
Source: RefSeq, a predicted model, not a curated record
AUGGUUCCAGCAACGGGUGUGGCACCCCCGGGACUGCACCCUAUCAAGCCUCCUGAGAUUCAGUGCACGAAAAAUCUUGAGCAAGUUAUUACACGCUUCAGUCCACUUACAAUGAAGACAGCUUUCGAGGCGGUAGCUCCAGAUGGAGCACUGCAAGUAAGACCAAAUGAGCGUUUGAACCUCCUGGCUGUCGACGCGCGCAACGCAGAAGCUUCUGAACGCCUUCUGAAAAUCUCAAGUAUUGCCGAAAUACAUGUUCGGACCUACGAGCCACGACCGAGCAAUUGUGGAGUAGGCGUGAUGAAGGAAGUUCCUGUAGACCUGGAUCAAGAGGGUAUCUUCAAGGCUCUUCAAAGAGCUUCUGUCAAGUCUGUACGUCGACUGGGAGCGUCGGAAAACGUCCGUAUUGUGUUUGCCAGAGAAAGUGCUCCUGAGUGCGUAAUGUUUGGCUACACACGUUACCUAAUACAUAAUUACAGGAGAAAAAACAACGUUGCGUACCAAUCGGCAAAGGCUGCGCUACGUCAGCAACAGGAAACUCGAGGUAGUGGCUAA